GACCCCGUCUUCAUCGCCAUCGACUUCGAGGACCCGAACUCCGUGGCUUACGGAUUUGACCGAAACUCUGACACACAAGUCGGGCUCUCAGUUCUCGACAGCAGAAACAUUCACUCCGCGUCAGCGAAGCAAAGCCUGGGCAUCAAAACAUUCAACUUCGUCACCGGAUCGAACCAAUACUUCAAGACUUCCGCCAGGAAGGACUUGUGGGCGACUUCAGAGCAUAUUCCGACUACUGAGAUGUUGCAAUGCAUCAAGAAAGUUAUACCGCGAGACAGGAAUAUCAUUCUUGUCGGGCACGGAUUCUCGCACGACGUUGCGGCGCUGCAGUCCCUUGGAUUCGACUUCUACACCUCGAUCCUCGGUCACUUCGACACGGAUGUCAUCGCGCGAAGACUGAAAUUCGAAGACGUGUCUCUUGGAGCCGUUCUGAAAGAGCUCGGUUGCCCGACUCUAAAUCUUCACAAUGCAGGGAACGAUGCGAACUUCACGCUUCGCGCCCUGAUUCUUCUGGGAAUUAGG
Mollisia scopiformis is the source of this 522-nucleotide messenger RNA. RefSeq lists its product as uncharacterized. Gene Ontology annotation, cellular component: nucleus. NCBI's taxonomy places the organism in Eukaryota, Fungi, Ascomycota, Leotiomycetes, Helotiales, Mollisiaceae. The record is from RefSeq and is a predicted model, not a curated record. Gene Ontology annotation, molecular function: nucleic acid binding. The transcript has a single exon. The annotation marks the transcript as partial.